AUGGCUCAUCCCGGUGCUCAGAUCUCCAAGAGGAGAAAGUUCGUCGCCGAUGGCGUCUUUUACGCUGAGCUCAACGAGUUCUUCCAGCGCGAGCUCGCCGAGGAGGGCUACUCCGGCGUCGAGGUGCGCGUGACGCCGACCGUCACCGACAUCAUUAUCCGGGCCACGCAGACGCAAGAGGUUCUCGGCGAGCAGGGCCGCCGCAUCCGCGAGCUCACGUCGCUCAUCCAGAAGCGCUUCAAGUUCCCCGAAAACUCCGUGUCCCUCUACGCCGCCAAGGUGCAGAACCGCGGUCUCUCCGCCGUCGCCCAGUGCGAGUCGCUCCGCUACAAGCUGCUCAACGGCCUCGCCGUCCGCCGCGCCUGCUACGGUGUGCUGCGCUUCAUCAUGGAGUCUGACGCCAAGGGUUGCGAGGUUGUCGUCUCUGGCAAGCUGCGCGCCGCCCGCGCCAAGAGCAUGAAGUUCACCGACGGCUUCAUGAUCCACUCUGGCCAGCCCAAGAACGACUUCAUCGACACCGCCACCCGCCACGUCCUGCUCCGCCAGGGUGUCCUCGGAAUCAAGGUCAAGAUCAUGCGCGGCUCCGACCCCGAGGGCAAGGCCGGCCCCCAAAAGACCCUGCCCGACGCCGUUACCAUCAUCGACCCCAAGGAGGAGCAGCCCGUCCUUCAGCCCAUGAGCCAGGACUACGGCGCCAAGGCCGCCGCUGCCGCUGCUGCCAGCCAGGACGCCCGCGUCGCCGAGGAGGCCGAGCCCGAGACGGCUGCUCAAUAA
Molecule: messenger RNA, 774 nt
Organism: Beauveria bassiana ARSEF 2860
Lineage: Eukaryota; Fungi; Ascomycota; Sordariomycetes; Hypocreales; Cordycipitaceae
Product: cytoplasmic ribosomal protein subunit S3
Exons: 2
Coding region: 1-774 (257 amino acids)
Biological process (GO): translation
Cellular component (GO): cytosolic small ribosomal subunit; nucleus
Molecular function (GO): structural constituent of ribosome; RNA binding
Source: RefSeq, a predicted model, not a curated record